This is a messenger RNA of Puma concolor (puma), 3726 nucleotides long. NCBI's taxonomy places the organism in Eukaryota, Metazoa, Chordata, Mammalia, Carnivora, Felidae. The record is from RefSeq and is a predicted model, not a curated record.
AUGGCCAGGCAGCAGCAGCCGCCGCCCUGGGUCCACGCAGCCUUCCUGCUCUGCCUCCUCAGCCUCAGCGGGGCCAUCGAGAUUCCUAUGGAUCCAAGCAUUCAGAAUGAGCUGUCCCAGCCCCCGACCAUCACCAAGCAGUCAGUGAAGGACCACAUCGUGGAUCCCCGUGAUAACAUCUUGAUUGAGUGUGAAGCAAAGGGGAACCCGGCCCCCAGCUUCCACUGGACUCGCAACAGCAGGUUCUUCAACAUCGCCAAGGACCCCCGGGUGUCAAUGAGGAGGAGAUCCGGGACCCUGGUGAUCGACUUCCGCAGUGGGGGGCGGCCCGAGGAAUAUGAAGGGGAAUACCAGUGCUUUGCCCGGAACAAAUUUGGCACGGCCCUGUCCAAUAGGAUCCGCCUGCAGGUGUCCAAAUCUCCCCUGUGGCCCAAGGAAAACCUAGACCCUGUCGUGGUUCAAGAAGGUGCUCCCUUGACCCUCCAGUGCAACCCCCCACCCGGACUUCCGUCCCCAGUCAUCUUCUGGAUGAGCAGCUCCAUGGAGCCCAUCACCCAAGACAAGCGCGUCUCCCAGGGCCACAACGGAGACCUGUAUUUCUCUAACGUGAUGUUGCAGGAUAUGCAGACAGACUACAGCUGCAACGCCCGCUUCCACUUUACCCACACCAUCCAGCAGAAGAACGCGUUCACCCUCAAGGUCCUCACCACCCGAGGAGUUGCAGAAAGGACCCCCAGCUUCAUGUACCCCCAGGGCACGGCAAGCAGUCAGAUGGUACUGCGUGGCAUGGACCUCGUGCUGGAGUGCAUCGCCUCCGGGGUCCCAACACCAGAUAUCGCGUGGUACAAGAAAGGUGGGGACCUCCCAUCAGACAAGGCCAAGUUUGAGAACUUUAACAAGGCUCUGCGCAUCACCAACGUCUCCGAGGAGGACUCUGGAGAGUAUUUCUGCCUGGCCUCCAACAAGAUGGGCAGCAUCCGGCACACGAUCUCGGUGAGAGUAAAGGCUGCUCCCUACUGGCUGGACGAACCCAAGAACCUUAUCCUGGCUCCUGGCGAGGACGGGAGACUGGUGUGUCGAGCCAAUGGGAACCCCAAGCCCACCGUCCAGUGGAUGGUAAACGGGGAACCUUUGCAAUCGGCACCACCCAACCCAAACCGCGAGGUGGCCGGGGACACCAUCAUCUUCCGGGACACCCAGAUCAGCAGCAGGGCUGUGUACCAGUGCAACACGUCCAACGAGCACGGCUACCUGCUGGCCAACGCCUUCGUCAGUGUGCUGGACGUGCCCCCUCGGAUGCUGUCACCCCGGAACCAGCUCAUUAGGGUGAUCCUGUACAACCGGACGCGGCUGGACUGCCCGUUCUUUGGGUCUCCCAUCCCCACACUCCGAUGGUUUAAGAACGGGCAAGGCAGCAACCUGGAUGGUGGCAACUACCAUGUCUAUGAGAACGGCAGCCUGGAAAUCAAGAUGAUCCGCAAAGAGGACCAAGGCAUCUACACCUGCGUCGCCACCAACAUCCUGGGCAAAGCUGAAAACCAGGUCCGCCUGGAGGUCAAAGACCCCACCAGGAUCUACCGGAUGCCCGAGGACCAGGUCGCCAAAAGGGGCACCACGGUGCAGCUGGAGUGUCGGGUGAAGCACGACCCCUCCCUGAAGCUCACGGUCUCCUGGCUGAAGGAUGACGAGCCCCUUUACAUCGGAAACAGGAUGAAGAAGGAGGACGACUCCCUGACCAUCUUUGGUGUGGCUGAGCGAGACCAGGGGAGUUACACGUGCGUUGCCAGCACUGAGCUGGACCAAGACUUGGCCAAGGCCUACCUUACUGUGCUAGCUGAUCAGGCCACUCCAACUAACCGUUUGGCUGCCCUGCCCAAAGGACGGCCAGACCGACCCCGGGACCUGGAGCUCACCGACCUGGCCGAGAGGAGCGUGAGGCUGACGUGGAUCCCAGGGGACGAUAACAACAGCCCCAUCACAGACUACGUCGUCCAGUUCGAAGAGGACCAGUUCCAGCCGGGGGUCUGGCAUGACCAUUCCAAGUUCCCGGGCAGCGUCAACUCCGCCGUCCUCCAGCUGUCCCCAUACGUCAACUACCAGUUCCGGGUCAUUGCCAUCAACGAGGUGGGCAGCAGCCACCCCAGCCUCCCCUCCGAGCGCUACCGAACCAGCGGGGCGCCCCCUGAGUCCAAUCCCGCCGACGUGAAGGGAGAAGGGACCAGAAAGAACAACAUGGAGAUCACGUGGACGCCCAUGAAUGCCACCUCUGCCUUUGGCCCCAAUCUGCGCUACAUCGUCAAGUGGCGGCGGAGAGAAACCCGAGAGACAUGGAACAACGUCACAGUGUGGGGCUCCCGCUACGUGGUGGGGCAGACGCCUGUCUACGUACCCUAUGAGAUCCGGGUCCAGGCUGAAAAUGACUUUGGGAAGGGCCCUGAGCCAGACACUGUCAUCGGCUACUCCGGGGAAGAUUUACCCAGUGCCCCCAGGCGUUUCCGAGUCCGGCAGCCCAACCUGGAGACAAUCAACCUGGAAUGGGAUCAUCCAGAACACCCCAAUGGGAUCCUGAUCGGAUAUACUCUCAAAUACGUGGCCUUUAACGGAACCAAAUUAGGAAAGCAGAUAGUGGAAAACUUCUCUCCCAAUCAGACCAAGUUCACGAUGCAAAGAGCAGACCCCGUGUCGCGCUACCGCUUUACCCUCAGUGCCAGGACGCAGGUGGGCUCUGGGGAAGCAGCCACAGAGGAGUCACCAGCACCCCCGAACGAAGCUACUCCAACCGCAGCUCCUCCCACGUUGCCCCCGACUCCGGUGGGUGCGACGGGCGCUGUGAGCAGUACUGACGCUACUGCCACCGCUGCCACCACCGAAGCCACCACAGUCCCCACCAUCCCAGGUGUCGCACCUACCACCAUCGCCACCACCACCACCACCGCCGCCACAACUACAACCACUGCCGCCGCCGCCGCCACCACGGAGAGGCCUCCCGCCACCACCUCCGGGACUAAGAUGCCCGAAUCCGCCCCCGACAGGCAGUCCAUAUGGAACGUCACGGUCCUCCCCAACAGUAAAUGGGCCAACAUCACCUGGAAGCACAAUUUCGGGCCCGGAACUGACUUUGUGGUUGAGUACAUCGACAGCAACCAUACGAAAAAAACUGUCCCUGUUAAGGCCCAGGCCCAGCCUAUACAGCUGACAGACCUCUAUCCCGGGAUGACAUACACGUUGCGCGUUUAUUCCCGGGACAACGAGGGCAUCAGCAGUACCGUCAUCACCUUUAUGACCAGUACAGCUUACACCAACAACCAGGCGGACAUCGCCACCCAGGGCUGGUUCAUCGGGCUCAUGUGCGCCAUCGCCCUCCUGGUACUGAUCCUGCUCAUUGUCUGUUUCAUCAAGAGAAGUCGAGGUGGCAAGUAUCCAGUGCGAGAAAAGAAGGAUGUUCCCCUUGGCCCUGAAGACCCCAAGGAAGAGGAUGGCUCCUUUGACUACAGUGAUGAGGACAACAAGCCCCUGCAGGGCAGCCAGACGUCCCUGGACGGCACCAUCAAGCAACAGGAGAGUGACGACAGCCUGGUGGACUAUGGCGAGGGUGGCGAGGGGCAGUUCAAUGAGGACGGCUCCUUCAUCGGCCAGUACACGGUCAAAAAGGACAAGGAGGAGACAGAGGGCAAUGAAAGUUCGGAGGCCACGUCACCUGUCAACGCCAUCUAUUCUCUGGCCUGA